UUUGAACCUGCUGGUUGGACAGACAGGCAGAUACCUCCUUAGGGAUAGCCAGAGAUAAUCAGGGAGCCGUGAAUGAGGAAGGAAGAGUGGAAAAGGUCUUGCUACUGCCGGGCUGACUCGAAAGGGACGGAGGACAUCAGCGGUAGAGGACAGGGGUAGCUUCGGGGGAACCAUGGCUUCGGACAUGGCAACAAAGCGGCUGCGGAAGGAGCUGAUGGCGAUCAAGAGGAACCCCAUCGACAAUAUCGUUGCGAUGCCGAUGGACAACAAUAUUCUGGAGUGGCACUACGUCAUCACAGGUACAAAGGGCUCCCCGUACGAGGGCGGGCAUUACCAUGGGAAGCUCAAGUUUCCCCCCGAGUACCCGAUGAAACCGCCGUCCGUGAUGAUGAUGACCCCGAACGGCCGAUUCGCCUGCUCCAGAAGGCUCUGCCUGAGCAUGUCCGACUUCCACCCGGAGUCGUGGAACCCCGUGUGGAGCGUGAGCACGAUCCUAAUGGGGCUCUACAGCUUCAUGCUCGACAACGCCGCGACGUUGGGCAGCAUCACGAGCUCAACGGCUCAGAAAAAGAGGUUCGCGACCGAGUCUUUGGAGGUAAAUUGCAAGAAUCCGGCCUUCCGCAAGCUUUUCCCUGACCUGGUGGAGCUGCACGAGCGACGAAAGUCAGAGGCCAUCGCACAUCGGAGAGAGGUGGAUUCGAGCUCCUCGGCCGGCUCGGCGACAUCCGGGGCAGGGUUAACGACAGCGGGAGUAGCAGGCGCGGCGGCGGCAGGGGGAGGGCCACCAUCAGGAGGCAAGGCGGGAUCGGGCGCUUCCGCGGGCGGCGGCGGUCGAGCAGGAGGAGGAGGGGGCGCCGGGACGGGGGGGGCGGGGGCAGGGGGGGGGGAGUUUUUUUGCUGGGCGUCGGUGGCCGUUGCAAUAGGAGUCUGCGGGGCCGCCUACGUAUUAGUGACGGUAGAGUGAAGUUGGUUUCUUGUUUUAUUUGUCGGCGGCGGCGGCGGCGGCGGCGGCGGCGGCGGCGGUGGGUUUCAUACGGGGAUGAAUGAUCGUGAAGAGAUGGGACUGUCAGAAUGUGAACACCGGGGUACACAUGCGUGGGGGAUCUUUGCCUGUUCUGGUUCCCGCGCCGUUGGCAGGAGUGUCAGCCGUGGGGAACAUAGUUUGUGUGCAGCGGGUUUGGUUUCCCACCGGCUCCUGAUUUUUUAUUGUUUGGCUUAUGUGUGUUAGGGAUCGCCGUGCGGGUGGCUGUCUGUGUAUGCCGCCGCCGGGGGAUUGUGGUGAUGUUGCUCCGAGGGAAUCAGGGGAAGGCUUACCCGGGGCAAAGAUACGAACCACUUACUGGACCUGGGGACCGGCGGGUACAAGGGUGGGCCCAGAGCACAAUCUGUGGGGUAUGCGGCGCUGCAGCACCGGGAAGGUUAGGAAUCGUGCGGGAAUAUGAUUCGCGCCGGGUGUAAUCUAAGGAGGUGGUCGUAGACGUCAUUCGUUGCGGACAUACGGCGUGACGGAAGAGACGAGGAAGGGCCAUUUUUUUUGUUUGUGUUGCUGCAUAAUACGUGUACGCUGCUCGGGUUGUACUACACGAAACUCGGCUGGGCCCGGAGUGGUUCGGCUUGCCGCGGGGAUACCUCGCACAUUUUUGCGAAAUCUACGUAUCAAAACCAGGGUUCACUUGGGGCGAUUUUCAUUAGAGAUUGCUGUAGUAUGUUGAUACAUUUCGGCGUGCAUGGUCAAACCGGGGAAUGGCAUCAACACGCUUAUCGCAUUGCGUUUGUGAUGCGCUUGACGGCGAUCGGGCUGUUUCUGCUGCCCAGAAGAACCCUCAAUAAAUGAUUCUAGGAGAUGGCAUGACUUCAGUCACACGGAACACCUUCAUGAGCGUCGGCAGAGCUGAGAACAAAGUGUUGAUGUAGCCCUUUUGGCACG
This is a messenger RNA of Ectocarpus sp. CCAP 1310/34, 1927 nucleotides long. NCBI's taxonomy places the organism in Eukaryota, Phaeophyceae, Ectocarpales, Ectocarpaceae. The record is from the annotation of a GenBank genome assembly.